CCGGGGCUACCCAGAGCCCCAAGUGACAUGGCACAGAAACGGACAACCCAUCACCAGUGGGGGCCGCUUCCUGCUGGACUGUGGUACCCGGGGGACUUUCAGCCUUUUGAUUCAUGCUGUGCUUGACGAGGACAAGGGAAAGUAUACCUGUGAAGCCACCAAUGGCAGUGGUGCCCGCCAGGUGACGGUGGAGUUGACGGUAGAAGGGAGCUCUGUGAAGAAGCCUGGUCAGCCUGUUGUUUCCAAAGCCUUGGGGGACAGAUUUGCAGUCCCUGCUGUGGAGACCCGUCCUAGCAUCUGGGGAGAAUGUCCACCAAAAUUUGCUACCAAGCUGGGCCGAGCGGUGGUCAGAGAAGGACAGAUGGGGCGGUUCUCCUGCAAGAUCACUGGCCGACCCCAGCCACAGGUCACCUGGCUCAAGGGAGACAUUCCCCUGCAGCCCAGUGCCCGUGUGUCUAUGUCUGAGAAGAAUGGGAUGCAAGUCCUGGAAAUCCACGAGGUCACCCAAGAUGAUGUGGGAGUGUACACGUGCAUGGUGGUGAACGGGUCAGGGAAGGCCUCCAUGUCUGCUGAGCUUUCCAUCCAAGGUUUGGACAAUUCCAGUAGGUCACUCGUGAGAGGAACAAAGGUGGCCGGUAUGGACAUCAGGAAGGAAGUGACCAAUGGAGUUACUCAGGGGCCCAAACCAGACAGCCUGGAGGCUGCUGCCGAGAGUAAGACCGGCCCCAGCACCCAGCGAGGCAGCUCCCCGACCUGGGCCACAGGGAGCCAGCCUCAACCCCCCAGGGAAUCUGAGCUGGAGCCAGUGGGGGACUCCCCCAGAAAGGGCCAGAGGACCCCCAUCCUGCAGAAGACCUCCAGCACCAUCACCCUGCAGGCGGCAAAAGUCCAGCUAGAGCCCAGAGUACCAGUCCUGGGAACCCCCUGUCCUUCCAGAGAAGAGAGGGAGGGGCCAACUGCAGCCCCUCCAGACACCCUCCCCACCAGGAGGUCAGGCCUGGGAAGCCAAGACACUGCGGGCAAGGUCGCUACGAGGAAGGUCUCCAUGGAGAGCCAGAGAGACACCAUGUUUCCCAAAUUUGAGAGCAGGCCCCAGAGCCAGGAGGUCAGUGAAGAUCAGCCAGUCGAGUUCAGAUGCGAGGUUUCAGGGAUCCCAAAACCUGAUGUGACCUGGUUCCUGGACGGUGUCCCCGUGAGGAGUCAAGAGGGCACCAUCGAGGUUUAUGAAGCUGGGGGGGCCCAUUACCUCUGCCUGCGGAGAGCCCGGGCCCGGGACAGCGGGAACUAUAGCUGCACAGCCGCCAACGUCCGAGGCCAGGUGUCCUGUCGCUGGACCCUCCUGGUGAAAAAGCCAGCCGUGGUGGAGGUGGCCCCUUCGUUCUCCAGUGCCCUGAGGGACUGCACCGUCGUUGAGGGCCAGGACUUUGUGCUGCAAUGCUCAGUACAGGGGACCCCAGUGCCUCGAAUCACUUGGCUGCUCAAUGGACAGCCCAUCCAGUAUGCCCGCUCCACCUGCGAGGCUGGCGUGGCCGAGCUCCACAUCCAGGACACCCUCCCGGAGGACGAUGGCACUUACACCUGUCUGGCUGAGAACACCAUGGGGCAGGUGUCCUGCAGUGCCCGCGUCACUGUCCAGGAGAAGAAGAGUGAGGAGAAGAGUGAGUACCUCCUGCCUGCGGCCCCCAACAAGCCCGUCGCACCCCUCUUCCUGCAGGGCCUCUCCGAUCUCCAAGUCAUGGACGGGAGCCAGGUCACCAUGACAGUCCAGGUGUCAGGGAACCCGCCCCCGGAGGUCAUCUGGCUUCACGAUGGGAAUGAGAUCCAGGAGUCCGAGGACUUCCACUUUGAACAGAGAGGCACUCAGCACAGCCUGUGUAUCCAGGAAGUGUUCCCGGAGGACACGGGCACUUACACCUGUGAGGCCUGGAACAGCGCUGGAGAGGUCCGCACACAGGCCGUGCUCACUGUGCAAGAGCCACAGGAUGGCACCCAGCCCUGGUUCAUCAGCAAGCCCCGCUCAGUGACUGCCUGCCUGGGCCAGAGUGUCCUUAUCUCCUGUGCCAUAGCCGGCGACCCCUUCCCCACUGUGCACUGGCUCCGAGAUGGCAAAGCCCUCUCCAGAGACACUGGCCACUUUGAGGUGCUUCAGAAUGAGGAUGUGUUCACCCUGGUGCUGAAAAACGUGCAGCCCUGGCACGCCGGCCAGUAUGAGAUCCUGCUCAAGAACCGUGUUGGCCAAUGCAGUUGCCAGGUGUCCCUGAUGCUACAGAGCAGCCCGGCCAGAGUGGUCCUGCGGGGGAGGGAGCCUGCCAGCUGCGAGGGCCUCUGUGGCCGAGGAGCUGGUGCUGAUGGUGGCGGUGGUGGUGCCAGCUACGGGAGCCUGAGGCCUGGCUGGCCGGCGGCGAGAGGGCAGGGUGCCCCCGCGGAAGACGACGGCGAGGACGUGCGUGGGGUGCUCAAGAGGCGCGUGGAGACACGGCAGCACACGGAGGAGGCCGUUCGCCAGCAGGAGGUGGAGCAGCUGGACUUCCGUGACCUCCUGGGCAAGAAGGUGAGUACAAAGACCUUGUCUGAAGAGGACCUGAAGGAGAUCCCAGCUGAGCAGAUGGAUUUCCGCGCCAACCUGCAGCGGCAAGUGAAGCCAAAGACCCUGUCAGAGGAGGAAAGGAAGGUGCAUGGCCCCCAGCAGGUGGACUUCCGCUCUGUCCUGGCCAAGAAGGGGACUCCCAAGACCCCUGUGCCUGAGAAAGUACCCCCUCCAAAACCUGCCACCCCAGAUUUUCGCUCGGUGUUGGGCAGUAAGAAAAAAUUACCAACAGAGAAUGGUAGCGAUAACACUGAGGCCUUGAAUGCCAAGGCAGCAGAAGGUCCCAAGCCUGUGGGCAAUGCCCAGCCUUCAGGGUUCCUGAAACCCGUUGGCAACACCAAGCUGGCUGAUGCCCCCAAACCCUUGGGAAAACCCUUGGAUAACGCCAAGCCAGCUGAGGCCCCCAAACACUUGGGCAAUGCCAAGCCAGCUGAAAUCCCAAAAUCCAGUGGGAAAGAAGAACUUAAGAAGGAGGUUAAGAAUGAUGUGAACUGCAAGAAGGGCCAUGCAGGGGCCACAGAUAGUGAAAAGAGACCAGAGAACCAAGGGACAGCCCCGACCUUCAAGGAGAAGCUGCGAGAUCUCCGUGUGGCAGAGGGUCAGAAGCUGCUGCUCCUGUGCCAAGUGUCCUCUGACCCCCCGGCCACCAUCACCUGGACACUGAAUGGAAAGACGCUCAAGACCACCAAGUUCAUCGUCCUCUCCCAAGAAGGUUCCUUGUGCUCCGUCUCCAUCGAGAAGGCACUGCCCGAGGACAGAGGCUUAUAUAAGUGUAUAGCCAAGAACAGUGCCGGUCAGGCUGAGUGCUCCUGCCAAGUCACCGUGGACGUUCCAGAUGCCCCCGCCAGCGAGAAUGCCAAGGCCCCGGAGAUGAAAGCCCGGAGGCCAAAGAGCUCUCUUCCUCCAGUGCUGGGAACAGAGAGUGAUGCAACUGUGAAAAAGAAGCCUGCCCCCAAGACACCUCCGAAGGCAGCCAUGCCACCUCAGAUCAUCCAGUUUCCUGAGGACCAGAAGGUGCGAGCAGGAGAGUCUGUGGAGCUGUUUGGUAAGGUGACCGGCACCCAGCCCAUCACCUGCACCUGGAUGAAGUUCCGAAAGCAGAUCCAGGACAGUGAGCACAUCAAGGUGGAGAACAGUGAGCAGGGCAGCAAGCUCACCAUCCGGGCGGCGCGCCAGGAGCACUGUGGCUGCUACACCCUGCUGGUGGAGAACAAACUGGGCAGCAGGCAGGCCCAGGUCAACCUCACCGUGGUGGACAAGCCAGACCCCCCAGCCGGCACGCCUUGUGCCUCUGACAUCCGAAGUUCCUCACUGACCUUGUCCUGGUAUGGCUCCUCGUAUGAUGGGGGCAGCGCCGUACAGUCAUACAGUGUCGAGAUCUGGGACUCAGUGGACAAGACGUGGAAGGAACUAGCCACAUGCCGCAGCACUUCUUUCAACGUUCAAGACCUGCUGCCUGACCGAGAGUAUAAAUUCCGUGUGCGUGCAAUCAAUGUCUAUGGAACCAGUGAACCAAGCCAGGAGUCUGAACUCACAGCCUUGGGAGAGAAACCUGAAGAAGAGCCGAAGGACGAAGUGGAGGUGUCAGAUGAUGAUGAGAAGGAGCCUGAGGUCGACUACCGGACCGUCACGGUCAAUACCGAGCAGAAAGUGUCCGACUUCUACGACAUCGAAGAGAGACUAGGAUCUGGGAAAUUUGGACAGGUCUUUCGACUUGUAGAAAAGAAAACUGGAAAAAUCUGGGCAGGGAAAUUCUUCAAGGCAUAUUCGGCCAAAGAGAAAGAGAACAUCCGGCAGGAGAUCAGCAUCAUGAACUGCCUGCACCACCCCAAGCUGGUCCAGUGCGUGGACGCCUUCGAAGAAAAGGCCAACAUCGUCAUGGUCCUGGAGAUCGUGUCCGGGGGCGAGCUGUUCGAGCGCAUCAUUGAUGAGGACUUUGAGCUGACGGAGCGGGAGUGCAUCAAGUACAUGAAGCAGAUCUCAGAGGGGGUGGAGUACAUCCACAAGCAGGGCAUCGUCCACCUGGACCUCAAGCCCGAGAACAUCAUGUGUGUCAACAAGACAGGCACCAGGAUCAAGCUCAUCGACUUCGGUCUGGCCAGGAGGUUGGAGAAUGCGGGGUCUCUGAAGGUCCUCUUUGGCACCCCGGAGUUCGUCGCACCUGAAGUGAUCAACUAUGAGCCCAUUGGCUACGCCACGGACAUGUGGAGCAUCGGGGUCAUCUGCUACAUCCUGGUCAGUGGACUGUCCCCCUUCAUGGGUGACAAUGACAACGAAACCUUAGCCAACGUUACCUCAGCCACCUGGGACUUCGACGACGAGGCCUUCGACGAGAUCUCUGAUGAUGCCAAGGAUUUUAUCAGCAACUUGCUGAAGAAGGAUAUGAAAAACCGUUUGAACUGCACCCAGUGCCUUCAGCAUCCAUGGCUAAUGAAAGACACCAAGAACAUGGAGGCCAAGAAACUCUCCAAGGAUCGGAUGAAGAAGUACAUGGCAAGAAGGAAAUGGCAGAAAACGGGCAAUGCUGUGAGAGCCAUCGGAAGACUGUCCUCUAUGGCAAUGAUCUCAGGGCUCAGUGGCAGGAAAUCCUCAACAGGGUCACCAACCAGCCCGCUCAAUGCAGAAAAACUAGAAUCUGAAGAAGAUGUCUCCCAAGCUUUCCUGGAGGCUGUUGCUGAGGAGAAGCCCCAUGUAAAACCCUACUUUUCUAAGACCAUUCGUGAUUUAGAAGUUGUGGAGGGAAGUGCUGCUAGAUUUGACUGCAAGAUUGAAGGAUACCCGGACCCUGAAGUCGUCUGGUUCAAAGAUGACCAAUCAAUCCGGGAGUCCCGCCACUUCCAGAUAGACUACGACGAGGAUGGGAACUGCUCUUUAAUCAUUAGUGAUGUUUGCGGGGAUGAUGAUGCCAAGUACACCUGCAAGGCUGUCAACAGUCUUGGAGAAGCCACCUGCACAGCAGAGCUCAUUGUGGAAACCAUGGAGGAAGGAGAAGGAGAAGGGGGAGAAGAGGAGGAGGAAGAGUGAAACAAAGCCAGAGAGAAGCAGUUUCUAAGUCAUAUUACAAAGACUAUUUUUCUAAAGCUCAAAAAAAAAAACAAAACAAAAACCCGCAAGAUAGUAAAAGCACCCAGUGUGAUAGAUUAGUUAGGUUAUUUGGGGGUUGAUUCUUCAGCAGCAGUGGUUGACACCUAGUAGCGUUAUUGAUGGGCAUUACUUUAAAUUAGCUGGUACCUUAAGAUACUAGUACAGCUAGAUUUCAUUUGGGGAAAUCACCAGUAACUUUCUGACUAACUGAUUUUAGAGAAAAAGUAACCAAAAGGGAGCUUUAUCUGGGCAAAGUCAUAAUUCCCCAACUGAAAGCACUCAUGAAAAAUAAGGCCCUCUGGUCACAGCCAGCCCGAGGGUCCCUGGAUACAGGGACUCCCCAGCUCCUCCUCCAGGGAACUGCGUCUUCUCCAGGCCUGUGGCACUUCAUUCUGCAGGCAGUUGAGCCAUUUUAAUUUAUGAGGCACAUUAUUUCCAAAGUAUACCAUAGACAUUUGAACUUUUCAUUUCCAUCCCCUGUUCGACCUGCCAGUUUUUCUGGAUCUGGACUUGCCAUGAGUUUAAGCAUUAGGGACACUUCCUAGAUUCUGAAGACAUGUCUCCUGCUCAUGGAUGACUGACUUCCUUAAAAAAUAAAAUCUCCUUUCUUCCAAAAUCAGUAGGAAAUCUAAACUUAUCCCCUCUGAAGAUGUCUAGCAGCUUCAGACAUUUUUAUAAGAACCUAUGGGGAAAAAAAUCCUUGUUAAUGUGCUUUUUUCCCCUGAAACCAGGAUUCCUUUUUGUGCUGUUUAGAAUAUCAGCUCUGCAUGUGUGGUAAAGAUUUUUGUGUUUGAAUGUAUGAAAAAGCAGUUUGCCGAAAAGUUAGUCUUAAUUAUUUAUUGGCCACUAUGAAACAGCUUUCAACUGAAGAGCUAUAGAACUCCAUGUACUUUGAAAUCUCAGUCAGGAUAGUCUGAGAUUAAUAUACCUUCAUUUUUAAACAUGUUCCAAACAGCUCUGUCUACCGUCUGGGUUCCACAAAGUUCUUUGUGGAUGUGUAUCAAUCAUGCCUUGCCCCCAACCUUGAAAUAUAUUCUUAACCUGAUACAUGCACUCAGACUUGCAUCUUUAGGAAUUUCUUCUUUCACUACAUUGGCACUUAAAUUUUUCUUCAUAAAACUUUUUGCAGGUCAUAAACAAAGACCAUAAACUGAUAUGCCUAAUGCAUUUCCUCUGUGUGUAACAUUCCAAAUACUUUUUUCUUUUCAUCCACUAUUUGUAAAGUGCAGCAAUUUAAUAUUUCAAGGGCCUUUUAAAGAGUUCUAUAAGAACCAAUUUUAAAUUACUUCAGUGCAAUCCUACACAGUAUCAGCAUUAGAAUUUUGAUGUUACUUAGUCUUAUGUUAUCUUCCAUUCUAUUUUUAUCUGCUUCUUGCUGCUAGUUUCAAAUUGCCAGUAUUUUGCUUUUUAAGCAGUUACAAUAUUUUUCAUAAUAGCCACAGUAUUGCCACAGUUUAUUAUAAUAAAGCAUUUUAAAGUUUAGAGCAUUCAAAGCUUUUCUUCAUCACUUUUCAUUGUAUCUAGACUAUAACCUUUGUGUGCGUGUAUGUUGUAUACGUGUGGGCAUGUGUGGUGUGUAUUUUUGUUUACAAGUUUUUUGAUGCCUUCUUGAAGUUGUGUUAAUGUUCUCCCAGUUUAUUAUGCCAUCAGAAUGGUAAAUGAGAACACUACAACUGUAGUUAGCUCACAAUUUUUAAAUAAAGGAUACCACAGUGCAUGCUG
Messenger RNA from Odocoileus virginianus texanus, 7393 nucleotides. The record is from RefSeq and is a predicted model, not a curated record. Lineage: Eukaryota; Metazoa; Chordata; Mammalia; Artiodactyla; Cervidae.